UUUUGCGAAAAGAAAAACUUUUUGCCGACUCGGCGCUUGUUGUUUUCCGGCCUUUUUCGGAGGAUAGCGGCCGCUUGCGCGCGGUGCAUGCCGGGAAGGCGCGAGGCGGGCAAGGCCGGCUUCACCAUCCGCCCGCCCGCCCGCCGCCGCCGCCGUCGUCGUCGUCGUCAUAGGCGACCUGGUUCCUCUCUCCCACUCCAGCCGACGAGCUCCAGCGGCCGGCUCGCACGCACCUUGACUCCCCGGGUUCCGCCAAGUGAAGUUGCAGCACCUCCGGCCCCGCGGAGGAGGACUUCCCCCGUCCGCCGCGUCAUGGAAGCUCUCGCGGGGCGCGUCAAGGUGUAGCAGGACGGACGAGUCGCCAUGGAGCCUGACGUCAUGCGGCUGUACUCGUCGUCCCCGCCGCCCAUGGAGGACGCCGAGGAGGACGACGACCAAGACGACUUUGGCGAUUUCGGCGCUUUCUCGACCGCGUCGGCCGGCGACGGCUUCGGCGAGCCGGACGCGCCCGGACACGCCUCCUUCGCCACCUCGCCGCCGGAGCUCCUCAACGGCCUGCCGGCCGCCGAGGAGCGAGUCGACGUUCUCGGCGCGCCGGCCGGCGGCGGCGGCGACAACGGGCGCGCCUCGGAUACGGAAACGGAGACCUCGUUAGGCCGUCCGCCGUCCACGGAGGCGCCGGAGGACUACGGCGACGUGAGCACGACCGGCUCGGCGCAGUCGCCGCCCCCCCUCCGAGAGGAGAACGCCACGCCCGCCGACCACAGCCAGCUGGACGACGACGAUGAGGAAUUUGGGGACUUUGGAGACCCGCCGCCGGCCCGUGACCGCUUUGGCGACUUGGACGGGCCCCGCCCUGACGCCGACGGGGAGGGAGGAGCGUCUUUCGCCGACGCCAGAUGGAGCGCCUUCGGAGAGGAGUCGGAGGGCGAGUCGUGGGCGGCCUUCCGCUCGGAGGCCGCCGCCCCCGCGGAGGCGCCGUGGAGUCGAGUCGAGAAGUUGUUGGAGGCGAGCUUCCCCCUCCGCGACGGGGCCCCGCCCGCCGCGGAGGGGCGGGUGGCGUCGCUCAAGACGCUGGUGGAGGCGCGCCAGGACGACGCCGGCAGCGCGCUCGGCGGCGGCGGCGUGUGGCGGCAGCUGCGAGACAUCCACGAGGCGGUGGGCCUCGGGCAUCAGUGGGGGGGCUCCUACUGCAACAAAACGCUGCUCGGCUGCCUCGGCAUCGACACGCGCAACAUCGUGAGACCGCCGCGCCGGUGCAAAACCGUUGUGUGUCCGCAGGGCAUGUUGGAGCCCACCAAAGAGCCGGCGAAGCCCGUCUCGGCGGCGGAGAUGAUCGCUUCCAUCGCACAAGCGGCGGCGGCGGCUCCGGACGGCGCCACCUGCCCCUCGGAUGUUGUCGUCGUCCAGGAGCCGCUCCCGCCCGUCCGGUUCGACUGGAGCAGCAGUGGCCUUACCAACCCUUUGGACGCCAGCGGCGGCUCCUUCCUACUAAACCUGGACUUCUUCGGUCCCGUGGACGACUCGGGCUCGUCCUGCUCGCCCGCCAUCCCAGGCGUGGACCCCGAGUUGGUGGAGCUGACGACGGCCAAGAUGGAGCCGGGCGGCGGCGGCGGCGGCGCCGCCGGCGGCCGCGUGGUGGAUGCCUUCGCCCGCCUCAUGUCCACCAUGGACAAGACCAGCACCUCCACUCGGUAAGCCU
Hippocampus comes (tiger tail seahorse) is the source of this 1702-nucleotide messenger RNA. Its product is annotated as aftiphilin-like. The record is from RefSeq and is a predicted model, not a curated record. The transcript has 10 exons. Gene Ontology annotation, biological process: intracellular transport. Gene Ontology annotation, molecular function: clathrin binding. Bases 364 to 1698 code for a protein of 444 amino acids. Gene Ontology annotation, cellular component: AP-1 adaptor complex; trans-Golgi network membrane. NCBI's taxonomy places the organism in Eukaryota, Metazoa, Chordata, Actinopteri, Syngnathiformes, Syngnathidae.